Molecule: messenger RNA, 3284 nt
Organism: Chara braunii
Lineage: Eukaryota; Viridiplantae; Streptophyta; Charophyceae; Charales; Characeae
Source: the annotation of a GenBank genome assembly
GGGCAGUCGAGAGCUAGGAUUGGAGGCGAACGCGAACGGUGACAAGGAGACAGGUACGGGCUGCCGCAACUGUCACUGGUCCGGGCUGUGAGUUCUGUCACAGGUCCGGGCUGCAGCAACCGUCAUAGGUCCGGGCUGAAACACCCGACGACGGUACCUAACUGCGUCUUCUGGUGGCCUAUGGAACCAGACACGAUGGGGCCACAACCGACCACGGGUGAAGCGGGGGAGGAGUACAGGACAUCGCCCGACCGAGCUCUGAGGGAUCUGAAGGAACGAAUUAGGCGGGAAGCACCGCUGAGAUGGGCUGACCUAACCAAUGACGAAGAGUCCGACGUAAUGGGUGAGCCGGUCGUGACAGAGCCGCAGGAGGCUCUGAAGACGGGAACCUCGAGCGGCCGACAAGAAGCGAUGAGACGACGCUCCCCCCACUAUGAGCGGAGGAAAACCAUGGCGGAUAAGCACAGGGACGACUGGCGAGAGAGUUCGAGGGACUCCUAUUGGAGGGAUAGAGAUAGAGAUAGAGCACCGCCGCGGCGUGUCUUCGACCCCCAAACGGGGGAAUCAUACCCGCUUCCUUACGAGAGCAAGGAUCGCUAUAUUAUUACGCACAAGGCCUCAGAGCCUCCUACUUUCCGGGGCUAUGGUAUCACCGAAUAUCUGGAGAAGUGGGAGCUUCAUGCUAGCCGGAGUCAGUGGUCGGAGGAGAAAAUUAUAGAGAACUUCCUAUUUAAUGUGGAUCCAAGUCUCGACAAGGAAGUUAAGGAAGCCCGGGCGAAGGAUGAAAAAUGGACUACGUACAAAAAGAACCUCGUUGAGCUUUACAAAUUGGAGGAUAACAAGUACUCCAUCAAGGACCUUGAGACGAUGACUCAAGAUGAAGAUGAGAGCGUACGGGCAUUUGGGAUGCGUUUUCAGAAGAUCUCCGACGUGCUGAUGAAGAAGGGGAAGAUCUCAGAGGUCGAGCGUUGUACUAUCUUCAUCAGACACCUGUCCAAAGGUAGAGAAAAUAGUAUACUUAGAAAUCUUCCGCGUGACAAGCUUGACUUCCCAGAAGUCCUAAAGCUCGCGAUAAAGGCAGAGGCAGACGACUACAAGGACUUGGUGUGGAGAGGGAUGAGGAGACGUGACUUUUCUCUCUACAUGGAGUAUGUCACUGAUAGAUGUCCUGAUUUCAAGGACCAUCCCUGGACGGAGAAGAAUGAAGCCGUGGUCGAGGAAGUGAAUGAGAUAAGGGACAUGGUAAAGGGAUUGACAAGACAGGUUACAGAGAUUGUGACCAACACAGGACCUACGACUUACCGGGACAAACACGAAGGGCCCUAUUCACUACGCUGGGACCGUAGGAACACCGAUUCCUGGAGGAGUGUCAAGGAUAGAAAUCCUCGAACGCUAAGUGAUUAUCGUACGAGGGAAAGAGAGAGAGAUGAUGAUCCAUGGCGACGUAGGGAUGACGAGAUAGACCAGGACCGCAGAGCUCGCAAGACGUAUGGGCGAGCUAGGAGGUUGGAUGAUUACUCGCGAAGCCCCCGUUAUGAGGCCGAUCGGGGUAGAGGCGACUCUCGAGGGCGGUGGGAGUCAGAUCAGGGCCGACGAGACGGAUACAGGGACAACAGAUAUGAGAGAUCAGACCGGGAUGGAUAUAGGGAAGGAAGAUAUGAGAGGACGGAUCGAGAUGGAUACAGAGGUGGCGGAUAUGAGAGAGGAGAUCGAGACGGGGACCGACGAGACGACUCGCGCGGACGGUAUGACCGUGGGGGGUACGGGAGAGAGCAGCGCGAGGAUUCGCGGGGGUGGUACAACCGAGGAGAUCGACGCGAUGAGUCACGCGAGCGAUACAACACUAGAGACCGCCGCAAUGAUUCACGCGGUCGGAAUGAGAGAGGGGGAUAUGGCGCCUCAUCAGAGCCGUAUCCCAAGUCCCCUGACCCCAGGGCAGCCAGGGGUUCGAUCUCUAAGAGCGCGGAUGACAGGCCGUCCAUUCCCAGGAACUCUUGCGUUUACUGUAGAGGAGAUGAUCAUAUCAAGAGAGAUUGCCCGGACCUCAAACGGGCAAUAGAUGAGGGACUUGUCGUGCUUGACGACCGCAAGUACGUCAAGUGGGCAGAUGAUCUGGGAGAUGUAUCGAUGUUCCCUUCGAUGAAGGAGAAUGUCGAAGCAAGGAGAGUAAAGCCGAGUAAAGGAAAGGAGCCGGCCAAGAGCCAGAGCAUCAAGAUAACUUUUGAGGGGGAUAUGGCGACCACACCCAUAAGGGUGGCAGCCACCAAGUCGGCGAGGGGGUCUACAUCGAAGAAGACUGACACGGAUUACGUGAUGGCGGAGAAGGACGGACAACGGAUCGAUGGAGAGGAGUGCUCUAUUCUGGAAUAUCAGGCAGCAUCCAAGCCGGCUCGCAAUGAGUUACAGAUGAUCACGCAGAAGACUCGCAUACCUCUAUCAGAGGAGGCUCAGGGGGCCCCUAAGGCGGAAGCUCCUACAGUAGCAGUAACGGGGGUGACUGCCAGAGCAGAUCGCAUGGCGACAGUCCUUCUUGAUGGGAUGAAAGGUGUGCCUCUAGACAAGUUUUACAUACUUGGUAGUGGGGCCGUGGAGGCGAUCAUAAAUGGAGCGAAACUAGAUGCUGUGAUCGAUAACGGCAGUGAGGCUGUCCUUAUAGACGAGGAUCUGGCAGUGCAGGUUGGACUGAGCCUCGAUAGGUCCUACCUAUUCGAGAUAGAGACGACUGAUGGGAGAAAACAACAAAUCACUGGGGUUUGUCACAAGGCAGCCAUAGAGGUCCACGGGGUACGAGUGACCCUGCCUUUCUUUGCAGUCAAGAACUGCAACUCCGAUCUGCUCUUGGGACGAACGUGGUUGAGCCACGUGCACGCAGUGACGAUAGAGCGACCUGAUGGGAGCCAGACAUUGUUCAUUAAGAAGCUAGAUGGGACGUGGGUUAUGAUUGAGACAGUGGAGCCUCAGGACCCGAGGAACAGAGCAGCUCUCGCUGUGGGUGCAAGACCCAGUGAUCAGAUUAAGUCAUUACCUAUCUCCGGCCGCACGGUGCGAUUUCGCGAGAAGAAGUAUGGACCACUGCUCACAGAGGAAGAAGGACGGAUCGUGGAGGUGGAAGAUUUAGGGAGUCGGCUGAUAGUGGACGACAACUCGUACCCAAAGGAGACAGAUGAGGAAUUUGGCGGGGUGGUAUCGGUAUCUUUUUUAAGGGCACGGCCCCCUAUGGGGGGCUACCCAAGCGAUACAAGCGAGUAGCACAAAAAGUUAAGCCAGCGGCGGUGGGCCGCGAG